UUAAAGGAAUUCAAGUUAUCAGGGGAGCUGCGGAUUUUCUUGAUAAAAAGCACUAUUACGUUGACAUUCUCGGCCGACUUCCAUGAAUCGGUUUUAUUCCAGUGUUUAUGAUCUGUAUGUGGUCAAAAUAAAUAAAUAAGCCUCCCCAAUAUGGCGUCGACGUUGCUGUAUCGCAGCAAGGGGCGGAAGCGGGUUGAAAGCAUACACGUGAGAUGUCCGCGGUGUGGACCUUGAAGGCCCUGGGUCUCGGGGCCGUGGGCCUGACUCUGAGUGUGGAGGUGUUGGGCUGGUUCUUCAGGAGAUUCGGGUCUAAAGGAUUCCUGAAAGAAGUCAUAUUCUUCCCCACCGAAUUCGCAUGUGUGGAGCAUGUGUUCGAACCAACUUUGCAGUGUCUCUGUCCGUUACCACAUGGCUUAGAGACGUCUUUGGCCCGCCUUCUCCGCCACGUCCUCUCGGCCAAAUCCACCCUGGACAUCUGUGUGUUUGCCUUCUCCAACAUGGACCUCAGCAGAGCGGUCCUGGCCCUCCACUCCAGGGGCCUGGUCAUCCGGAUCCUCAUAGACAAGGACUACGGCGGCAUCACUGGCUCCCAGAUCGGGCCGCUGCGCAGAGCAGGUAUCCGCGUGCGCUAUGACUCGGGCGCCGUGCACAUGCACCACAAGUUUGCGUUGGUGGACGGGCGGCGGCUGGUGACGGGCUCCCUCAACUGGACGCUGCAGGCGGUGCAGAAGAACAAGGAGAACGUCAUGGUGACGGAGGAGCCCCGCCUGGUCACGCCCUUCGUCCAGGAGUUCCAGCGCCUGUGGGACGCCAAUGACCCGGAGGGCUGCGGCCGAGCCGCCCCCCCGCCGCAGCAAGGCACCGAGCGGCAAGGCACCGAGCGGCAAGGCACCGAGCGGCAAGGCACCGAGCGGCAAGGCACCGAGCGGAAAGGCACCGAGCGGCAAGGCACCGAGCGGCAAGGCACCGAGCGGAAAGGCACCGAGCGGCAAGGCACCGAGCGGAAAGGCACUUGACCAAACGGAGGGGGUUGCGAGUUAAAUUCUCUGCCUGCUUUUAACAAUUAUUCAACCCGUGUCAAAUGGAAGAGAUAAUGGAGCUAAGGAACAUGUAGUUUGUAGUGGUACCUGUAAGGCUUAGCACAUUUGGCAGCAUCUUAUUUUAUGAGAGGAUGUAAACACAAGACCACAUCUCUGGCCAUUUCAAUGGUCAGUUUAAUGAUGACUGAAGCAGUAUUCAGAGUGGCAUCACCUGACACUAGUUGGUUUUGGUCAUGUCCAUUACGUUUGAUACAAGAUGUGGUUACUAUUGUGACUAUUGUGUGACUAGAUUUUUUCAGCUAGUAAUUUUGUGUUAUUUUUUACUUUAUUCUGCUCUGGCCUUAUACACUUAUAACAUGAAUCAUUCAUGACUCAUUCAUUGUCUGUAACUAACACACACA
Messenger RNA from Gadus chalcogrammus (walleye pollock), 1441 nucleotides. It is a transcript of the gene pld6, whose product is annotated as phospholipase D family, member 6. The transcript has 5 exons. Gene Ontology annotation, molecular function: RNA endonuclease activity producing 5'-phosphomonoesters, hydrolytic mechanism. Gene Ontology annotation, biological process: piRNA processing. Gene Ontology annotation, cellular component: mitochondrion. The record is from RefSeq and is a predicted model, not a curated record. Bases 213 to 1016 code for a protein of 267 amino acids. NCBI's taxonomy places the organism in Eukaryota, Metazoa, Chordata, Actinopteri, Gadiformes, Gadidae.